Messenger RNA from Pseudophryne corroboree (corroboree frog), 6406 nucleotides. It is a transcript of the gene ST6GALNAC2, whose product is annotated as ST6 N-acetylgalactosaminide alpha-2,6-sialyltransferase 2. The transcript has 11 exons. Gene Ontology annotation, molecular function: alpha-N-acetylgalactosaminide alpha-2,6-sialyltransferase activity. The record is from RefSeq and is a predicted model, not a curated record. Gene Ontology annotation, biological process: protein O-linked glycosylation. Bases 265 to 1542 code for a protein of 425 amino acids. NCBI's taxonomy places the organism in Eukaryota, Metazoa, Chordata, Amphibia, Anura, Myobatrachidae.
CACCCAGAGAGGGAGCACGGUAUCAGUGUGACAACCAGCAGUGCCCCUUACCGAGUUGCUGGCUGAUCCUUCAUUUACUACAGGGUGGAUUUCAAACUUUUCGCCAGGUCUUUGCAACUUCAGUUUGGGGAGAGAUUUAUUUUUACUGUCUUGGUCAUUUUUUAUUUCAUUGGCUGAGAUCUCCUUGGUAGAGAUCGCCCACCUGCCUAGGCUGACACACUUACCCAGGGUUAUCAGGCGCUUACUGCCUUUCCCUCUGUAUAGAUGCGUGCCCGGUGGCUGAAACUCCUGUGCCUGGUGUUCGGGCUGGCAGUGUCCGCAGUGUUCUACGGUCACUACUACACAUCGCUGGUGACUUCUGGCAGACAAGUGAGCCAGGGACAACAUCCGCAGCUGCAUGGUAAGAACAAGUUGUCUCAAGAUUCUAAUCUGAAACCAGUCUGGCAGAAUGAGAGUAGCUUAUGGUCAGAGAAAAGACCUUCUGACUUGUUCAAGGAGUUGGAUAGUAUCCUGCAUUCUUCGAACAUCCAGACUGAACAGGAAAGGAGAGGUGACAAGAAGACGGAUGUAACACUGACCAAGGUGACAGUUGAAUCCAAGGUACAUCCUGCGCCUGCCUGUCCCACGUCUCUCCGUCUUCGUGCACAAAAUGACACUUAUUUUAGAAAAUUGUUUAGUUUUGACAUCCCAUUGCUUAUGUGGGACAGUCAUAGGACUGAAGACACCAGGAAAAAACUCAGCCAGAGACCGGUGCCAUAUGGCUGGAAGGAUCUUCCCCUGGAAGAUGUUAUCUCUACAUUAAAGCAGCUCAAUGAUUCUGCGAACCAGGAACUGUUUGACUGGCAGACCCCAAAAGGAUGCAUACGCUGUGCAGUGGUGGGAAAUGGGGGAAUUCUGAAUGGGUCACGCAAAGGGAAAGAGAUAGACCAGCAUGACUAUGUUUUCAGGCUAAAUGGGGCGGUGAUAAAAGGCUUUGAGGAAGAUGUCGGUACAAAAACCUCAUUUUACGGCUUCACAGUCAAUACCAUGAAGAACUCACUGCUGGCUUAUGAGGAGUUUGGCUAUACUGAGACACCAAAAGGGCAGGGACUUCGCUACAUAUUCAUACCUUCUGAUAUAAGGGACUAUAUAAUGCUACGUUCCAGCAUUUUAGGGGUUACUGUUCCAAGUGGUUUUGAUAAAGGAGACAAGCCUUCUCUAUAUUAUGGACCUGAGGUAACUCCCAAGAAAUUCAAACUUCUGCAUCCUGACUUUCUAGUGUACACAAGAGACAGAUUCUUGAAGUCAGACAUAUUACAAUCAACAUUCGCCAACUUGUACAUGCCAAGUACAGGGGCUCUGAUGUUGCUGACUGCACUACACAGCUGUGACCAGGUCAGUGCAUAUGGCUUCAUCACUGAUAACUUCAUGCAGUUCUCGGACCAUUACUAUGAAAGACAGAAGACACCACUUGAGUUCUAUGCCAAUCAUGACUUGCUUAUGGAAAAGAACUUAUGGAAAAAACUACAUGGCAGAGGGAUCAUGAAUCUAUACCAACGGUAAUGGGAGAUAGGUCUCUCCCUACUGGACUUAUGGAAGCAUGAAGGGAGUUAUCCAUUUGGGAGAAUAGCACCUAAAAGGAGCUUUGGGAAUCCACAAAGGUGAAUGGCCCUACAAAAUACAGAUGAUAAGGAUCAGGGGGACUUGCUGUGGGAUAGGACAUUUUAAUCACAAUAGUGUCUUCUUUCUUGGCUACAUUUCGAAGACCACUUAAAUAUACUGUAAAAUGCUUUGAAUUUAAAUGAAUCUUGAUUUAUACACUAACCUUAGGAUGACUGACAGUUAUAUUAACAUACUUGAAUGAUAAACGACAACCAUACCACUCAAGGGAACUAAAUGCCGACUAUUAUAUUUGGAGGAGAUAAAACAGGGUUAUUUUAAUUAGCAGUUUUGUUUUCCACGUUCGAUGUACUACUGUAUGGGUUUUACAGAACUAGGCAAUAACUUCGUAUUAAUAAUGUUCAAUCAUUACUCAAAUUUUGAAAGAACAGUUUAAACCUGGGAUGAAACAUGCUAAGGGGCAGAUUAGUAUGUGGUUUGCAAAACGGUUCACAUCUGAUUCCGUUUUAAAAUCCAUAUUACGGGAUUUCUUAUUCUGCAAUCUGGAGUCUUGGCCGUUUGCAAUCCCCUAAACCACAUACGGUUAGGACCGGAUUAUAGGGGAGGCGGUUGCCCCGGGCCGGCCAUACAUUUGGGGCCCCCAUACCACAGAACACAUUGUUCUUGGAUGGCCUCCCUGUCCUGAUGACGCUGGCUGUAUUAACUGUAUUGCAGCUAGUGAUGGCUCAAGGGGCUGGCUGGCAGGGACGUUGCCCGGAGCACUGCAGUCAGGGACAGGGUGUUUGGGACAGGGUGUUCUGAAUUUAUGGCACGGAUAGGAAAAAAAUGCUGUAUCCACAGGACGCGCUUCUGCACCUCCUAGUCCCUCCUCUAUCCCUUUGAAAUGAAUCAUCCCUUCCCCCAGUAGGCGGAGCUUCCCAGGACCAGGCUCAGGUUCGGUUCAACUUCACCAAAACAUACACUCCCCUAUUGCCUGUGGAACUUCUGUGCUGCAAGCAGUUGCCUGCCGCCUGCAGAGAUAGCAUGGUGAGCCCAUGUCCCAUGAAGCCUAUUGUUAGUGUGGAGGAGGGGAUUUGUGUAUGUGUGCUGUCAGUGUGUGGGGGGGAGAUAUGUGUGUGAGAGAGUUGUCAGUGUCGAGGGAGGGGAGGUGGGUGCCUGUAUUUACCGUGUGGUCCUUAAGUGUGGAAUCACCCUUAUAAAAAGAAAAUGAGCAAGGAAAUAUUAAUCCAGUGUCUACACAUAUGAUAUGGGAAUGGGGGAAAACUUUUAGGGUAUGUCACCAGUAUGGCGGCCAUCUUAGAUGCAAGUCUAUUUUUUUAAUUGAGAAGGUAGUCAUGUGACCUAUCAAACAGAUGCAAAAUUUCAUAAGAAAAUAAUGGUGUUCUCCAGUUUAACAUAUCUUUAUUAAUUCUUGCGUUCUUAACAUAAAGUUUAUAGGAUAUGUUUGAAGUGCUGUCCCUUUUUAUAAGUGUGUUUCCACACUGAUGGUCCACCCUGAUGUGUGCUGUCAGUGUAUGUUGGGAGAUGUGUGUGUGAGAGAUGUCAGUGUCUGAGUUUUCAGUUGGGGCAGUGUUCAGACCUAAGUGGUUUAACAUGGAGAACUACAUUUCCCAGCAUCUACAGCAUCUGGGGAUGCUAAUAAGCUUUAUUGUAAAGUAGAAAUUGCUUUUAAGACUGGAUGUUGAUAAAGGAAACAUGUAUGUAAUUUUACCCGUGAAUAAUACAGGGUGUUUAAAAAAAAAAAAAAAAGGUAACUGAAACUUGUAUGUGUAUCUUAUGUGUUACAGUAGACGUUGAGCGACAGCUGGUAUGUCACAGUACGCCAUCCAGGAACGUGCAAGGUGUGUGCAACAUUAUUUCCGUCGGAUUGGUUGGUCUUGCCUGGUAUCUGUAACAACUGGGUUCCAGAACAAUUUCCAGAGACAUGCACCACCAAAAAAAACUAUCCUGUCUUGGGUGGAAAUGUUCCAGCAAACAGGGUCCGUGGCUAAUCAUAAUAAAAGACAUUCCGUCAGACCCCGCAGUACCACGAGCAAUGUGUGAGGACAGAAAAAAGUUUCAGUUACCUUUUUUUUUUUUUAAAACAUCCUGUAUGUUCGCAGUUCAAGCUGCCGCUUUUCACUGAGCUACCCCAAUUGUAAUUACACCGAACUCCGUCCUCCUAGGGAAUGCCUGGUAGAGGCUAGCUAUAGCUGCUAUACCAAUAGUGGGCUGUGAAUGUAGUCAGCAUGUCGACAGUCACUAUGUUGAUACUACAAUGCCAGCACCAGUUUCCCAACAUGGUUCUAGUGCUACUUAAAACAGUUUUUCCCUAUUCCAUCGCUCACUCCUCCCCCCCCCCCCCCAUGUUUCUGUGUCAUGUCAGUAUACUUUGCCUACUUUCUUCUUUUUUUUACUUUAUAUGUUAUAGAUAUCUCUCCUCUCUAUGGUGUGUCGGUUGCCUACUUUCCCCUGCACUUCACUGUUUUUAGACUCUCUCUGUGUCUACUGUCUAGUGCAUCGGUGCUUGCCCCCCUCCGCAGCCUAAGCCUAACCCUUCUUCCGCAGCCUAAAGCUAACCUCCCCAUAGGGGCCCCCGCUAGCCUUUGUACGGCCCUACAUACGGUAUAGUCAAACCCUCAUGCUGUUUAGGCCAAUCUGCUUGGUAAAACUAUACGUGGAACAUUCAACUUAUGCAGUUUGCCUAUGUGGAGUUCUGGUGAGGUUUAUUGUGACCUAAUAGGUUGGGCAAGACAAUCCCCACCAGGACCACUAACACAAAAAAAAAACCCGGUACUUCCUUAGGCUGGGUACACACUGCAAAGAUCUCUGUCGACCUGCCAUUGCACUGUCCGAGCGGCCGAUUAGAUAAGCUAUACACACCUACCAACUGGCCUCUCGAUAUGUCGGUCCAGAUAUCACACCUGGGCGCACAUUUGGAUUUGCCCAGCCAGCUGUGUUGUCAUUGUUGCUGCAGCCAGUGUACAGACAGUCCAGGGGUCGUCCGUACACACAGCCACACAUGCCAAUAUAUGUGCAAGAUAUAUCGGAAUUGGUUGUGCUGAAGGGCCGACACGAUAUGUCUGAACAACAGUGUUCAAAGGCAUAUCAGGUGUACACACCCGCCAAUCCGCUACUGACAUAUCUGUCAAACGAACAAUACAUAUCGACCAGUGUGUACUCAGCUUUACUCUUAUGGCGCUGAUACCACAAGUGCCACCAUGAGUUAAAAGCGCACACGUGUUCUUGCAUUUUGGCAUUUGUAGAACUACAAGCACCAGCAUGCACAUGGCUAUUAGUGCAUCCUUUUUGCCAAUAGAAUGUAAAGUAAAUGUUGCUGUCGUUAUAAUUUCUUAAAUUGUUGACCCCAUUCUUUAAUACUUGUGGUUUCUCCUGAUUUACCCCCAUUAUAAAUAAUAAUGACUAUUAAAAGCAGUAUAGCGGGCCGUUAAAAAUAAUGCUUUUUUUUGGCCAAAUAACUAUCAUUUAAAUAUUGGCACCAUAAAGAAGUAUUUACCUAUACAUUUUCCUUUCCUUGUGCCCUGUAAUCCAGUGGGAAUAUUAUAAUCCACAUUGAGAAAUUACAGGAAAAUCUAUGAGACGCAUACACUUCAAAAUUAGUUUUACUUCGGUGAGCCUAGCUAAUAACUGGGUAACCAAUCAGGAGCUGUCUAUACAGGGAUGGCUGAAGGAUGCAAGAAACCUCUCCUAUCCAGUGAGCAGUGGAAGAUGGCUCUAACUUGGCUACCCGAUUUACCAGAAGUUAAUUCAUUAUUUUGUUGCAUGGGUUUUCAUUGAACAGACCUUGACAUUGACAGAUUAUUACACAAGAGUGGUCAUUCCGAGUUGUUCGCUCAGUAAUUUUCUUCGCAUCGCAGCGAUUUUCCGCUAAUUGCGCAUGCGCAAUGUUCGCACUGCGACUGCGCCAAGUAAAUUUGCUAUGAAGAUUGGUAUUUUACUCACGGCAUUACGAGGUUUUUUCUUCGUUCUGGUGAUCGUAAUGUGAUUGACAGGAAGUGGGUGUUUCUGGGCGGAAACUGGCCGUUUUAUGGGAGUGUGUGAAAAAACGCUACCGUUUCUGGGAAAAACGCGGUAGUGGCUGGAGAAACGGAGGAGUGUCUGGGCGAACGCUGGGUGUGUUUGUGACGUCAAACCAGGAACGACAAGCACUGAACUGAUCGCACUGGCAGAGUAAGUCUCGAGCUACUCAGAAACUACACAGAGAAGUCUUUUCACAAUAUUUCGUUCGCAAUUAUGAUAAGCUAAGAUUCACUCCCAGUAGGCGGCGGCUUAGCGUGUGCAAUGCUGCUAAAAGCAGCUUGCGAGCGAUCAACUCGGAAUGAGGGCCAAAGUAAUUUUUUUUACUCCAUAUGGAUUAUUACAUUUACACUGGAUUAUGUUGCACAAAGAAAGAAAGAAAAUGUAUAUGUGAAAAUGUAUUGUUAUGAUUUGUGGUGUUGAUUGAGGUGAAUAGAUGUGCGGUUUUACCUUUGGUAAAUUGCACAGUUUACAUACUAUAUUGUACAUCAAAUCACCACAGUUUUGAUAAUGUAUUCCCUAGAAUUUGUAAAAAUUCUCUACAAUGUUGUCACAUUAUUCUAUUAUCAGUUAAACAUCUAAAUUACUGCAAUUCGUGCAGGUUUGUGCCUUAUUUUUAUUUAUACCCACCAUUGUUAAUGGGCAAAUGUGAAAGUGAAUACUACUAAAGCUGCUGUUGCAAUGAUGGCUUUUUGGUAAGCAAACGGUUAAAUGGAUGCAUUUUAAAUUAUGCUUAUGUCUUAAUCAUUGUUAAUAAAAUAAAAUAUUUUUUAAAUAAAUGUGGAAAUAA